Molecule: messenger RNA, 3729 nt
Organism: Psammomys obesus (fat sand rat)
Lineage: Eukaryota; Metazoa; Chordata; Mammalia; Rodentia; Muridae
Gene: Vat1l
Product: vesicle amine transport 1 like
Exons: 9
Coding region: 121-1374 (417 amino acids)
Molecular function (GO): zinc ion binding; oxidoreductase activity
Source: RefSeq, a predicted model, not a curated record
CACAGAGGUUGCAGCCAUUGCACUGAGGAGCAUCCCGCAUUCAACAGGAGGAACCCGCGGCAGAGCAGCCCCGACCCCUUCGCAGCCGCAGCGUGUGCGCCCCGCGGCCGCUCGCACGCCAUGGCCAAGGAAGGCGUAGAGAAGGCGGAGGAGACCGAGCAGAUGAUCGAGAAGGAGACCAGCAAGGAGCCUGCUGAGGGCGGCGACAGCUCCCACCGCCUCGGGGAUGCCCAGGAGAUGCGCGCCGUGGUGCUGGCCGGCUUCGGCGGGCUCAACAAGCUGAGGCUCUCCAGAAAGGCCAUGCCGGAGCCACAGGACGGCGAGCUCAAGAUCCGCGUCAAAGCCUGUGGCUUGAACUUCAUUGACCUGAUGGUGCGACAAGGGAAUAUUGACAACCCUCCUAAGACACCCUUGGUGCCAGGAUUUGAAUGUUCUGGGAUUGUCGAAGCUCUAGGGGACAGCGUAAAAGGAUACGAGAUUGGAGACCGUGUGAUGGCAUUUGUCAACUACAAUGCCUGGGCUGAGGUGGUCUGCACACCCGUCGAGUUUGUCUACAAGAUCCCAGAUGACAUGAGUUUCCCCGAGGCCGCUGCUUUCCCCAUGAACUUCGUCACCGCUUACACGAUGCUCUUUGACAUCGCCAACCUCCGGGAAGGGAUGUCCGUGCUGGUGCACUCAGCUGGUGGAGGGGUGGGUCAAGCUGUGGCUCAGCUGUGUUCUACCGUCCCCAAUGUGACCGUCUUUGGAACAGCCUCUAAUUUCAAGCAUGAGGCCAUCAAAGAUUCUGUGACCCACCUUUUUGACAGAAAUGCAGACUACGUGCAAGAAGUAAAGAGGAUUUCAGCUGAAGGUGUGGACAUCGUUUUGGACUGCCUGUGUGGGGACAACACUGGCAAGGGACUCAGUCUCCUCAAACCUCUGGGGACCUACAUUUUAUAUGGUUCAUCCAACAUGGUAACUGGAGAGACCAAGAGUUUCUUUAGCUUUGCAAAGUCGUGGUGGCAGGUGGAGAAAGUGAACCCCAUCAAGCUGUAUGAAGAAAACAAAGUCAUUGCAGGCUUCUCGCUCCUCAACCUGCUCUUCAAACAGGGCCGCUCGGGCCUCAUCCGAGGGGUAGUCGAGAAGCUCAUAGGCCUGUACAACCAGAAGAAGAUCAAGCCUGUGGUGGAUUCCUUGUGGGCCCUGGAGGAGGUAAAGGAGGCCAUGCAGCGCAUCCACGACCGAGGGAACAUCGGGAAGUUAAUUCUCGACGUGGAGAAGACCCCAACUCCGCUGAUGGCCAAUGAUAGCACAGAGACCAGCGAGGCAGGCGAGGAGGAAGAGGACCAUGAAGGUGACAGUGAGAACAAGGAGAGGAUGCCCUUCAUCCAGUAAGCCAGACCUCAUAUCCCAGAAGGUGGAGGAUGGCUGGGAAGAAGAUGGCCACCACGAGAACUCUUCCGUGCCCCAGUGAACCAAUGCUGUAGUCCAGUGCGUGUCGUGUUUGUCUGCAGUCAGCCGAGCUAAGAAGCUGUUGAUCACUGUUGUGUUUGGAAUUAAGUGCCAAUCCCAUUACAUGCAGUAUUGUGUCCCUUCCCAGUCUGUGUACCACACUCUCCUCUCUCCCUCGAAUCAAACCCAUCCUUCUUUGGGUCCUUGAUGGUUCUAGAAUAGCCUUGCAAAUACAUACAAGCUCAUAGAGCCCCAGGUCAGAAACCGGACAAGGGGCAAGGCCGCAUUUGAUUUGAAAGGUGUUGUCACAGAGCCCUGUCCAGACCCCAUCAUUCUUCAGGCCAGUGACACUCUUUGCCUCCCAGCAAUCAGCCAUGCCUUCACCUGUGGCACUCUUCAGUUUAGCUAGUAGCAAGAUACUAGACCAGGAGGAGUAUUCACGACCCCGCCACCACAUGUUAAGAUCUGAGCCUCUCUUUAAUCCUCUUCGCUGGCUCUUGUUGAUACAGCCAAGGAGGCAAAUGUAGGUCCUUUCCAGAAUAGAGAUGGGCCAGCAAUAUCUAUCUAAGACCAGCUACAGAGACCUCUCCUCCGAACCAUGUCUAAUGAGCAAAGUCCUCCCUGUGGCCACACAUGGCUUUUUUAAAUCCUAAGAACCCUCACCACAUGUAGACCUAACUCAUAUGUCAUUAAAGUCACCUGGGUUCUCACUCUCAGCCUUCAGAAUUACCACAUAUUAUUUUUAAGUUCCUGCCCAGGAAAUACCUUUCCCAAGGAAGAUCUCCCUUAAAGACCACCUUUGGGGUUGAAAAAAGAACCAAUUGGUUUCUUCUGCCUAUUCAGAGCACAUUCUAAUGGGCAAUGCGCAUUAGGGAUAUAGAUGGUGGCUGCCCAGCCUCUGAUGGCAACUGUGUGGUCCCCAUUUCCAACACACAGAACCAUGGUGCUGAUUUCCAGGUUCCUCAGAAAUCAGGGGCCAAACUGCUUGUUUGAACCCCAAUUUUCCAUAUUGAAAAAACACCAUCCCCAUCCUUAUUAAUGGGCUUUGAAGUGACAACCAUUACCUGAGAGGAUGUGGGGUCUCCCUUCCUCCACAGUGAGGCUCCUUACUGACACCUUCCAGCCCUUCUGUCCUAAAGGUUCACAUGUCACUCAGAAACCAAACUAAAUCUAAACGGCACCCAUGCAGUUAGCACCCCGAACUCACGUUUGCCUUCUGCAGGACCUGAGUGGGCUCCUCAAUGACCUUGAGUUAGUGUUCCAAGUUUCUUUACAUUCUUGACGACUUGGGGGAGGGGCUCCUGUGUUGCCUACUUUCCCCACUAACAAGUUUUAGGGUGGCCCCCACUCUUCCCUCAUGGGCUGGGAACGAACACAUUUCCACCACCAUUCCUGCUUGGUUUGCAAAAUUCCCUGUAGCCAGUCUCGUGCCAUUCAUCCUACUCCUUUAUCUCGAUCCCGAUUUGUGAUGAUGACUUCUUCAUGCCAAAUAUUUACCAGAAGGUAGUCCUUCUUUCCUUACUGUGACAGUGAUAGUCAAAUAUGAAGAUGAGAAAAGGAACUGUCAGCCACUAAGCCAAGGGCUGAGAAUAGCCAAAAAGAGUGCCAACCACAGAUUUCUAUUUUCUACUUCUGGGAGAUGAUAGCCCUUUGCUAAAUACCACAUAAUCAAUCAAUUUCCAUCGUGACCAUGUUCAAGGGUGGGUAGACCUGAGGACCACUCUCAAAGUGGUAUUACUAGUAUGUAGAAAUAGCCUUCUGGAGAGGCCAGGGACCACCGGUCACAGGAAGCUUCUCCUUCAGGGGACAUGGAACCUGUCCGACAUUCAGAAUGCCAGGUGGUCCUGUCAGGAACAGCAAAGAAGCAUGGGAAGUCAUCUGUCCCCAAAUCUGUUUUUUUUUUGUUUUGUUUUGUUUUGUUCUUUAAAACUAUUGAUCAUACAUGAGAAACCUCUCCUCCUGAGAACACAGAAUGAGAAAAUUUUGAGUGUGGCCAGCAUCGCCAUGAAGGUCAACAGGAGGGUUGGAUAGGGAGAACUGGAAUCGGUCGGUCAUCACGUGGACUCUUGUGUUAAGUCCCCUCCUUCCCCUCUCGAGAUUGUUUCCUGGGAGAAGUGCAGAGAGUGUCUCUGUAUGCCUUAAGGGAGCUGCGAAGGCUUCUUGGAAGGUUGAGCUUUAUUGGAAUGAACCGAACAUCAUCUAGUGUGUCCGUGGCUUCAGAGCUUUCAUUAUAUUGUUAUAUUGUGCCUACAAAGCAAAUUAUGUUUACAUGAAAAUAUAAAUAAAGUAUUCAGCAUA